Ochlerotatus camptorhynchus is the source of this 1801-nucleotide messenger RNA. It is a transcript of the gene Elp3, whose product is annotated as elongator complex protein 3. The transcript has 3 exons. Gene Ontology annotation, molecular function: iron-sulfur cluster binding; acyltransferase activity, transferring groups other than amino-acyl groups. Gene Ontology annotation, biological process: tRNA wobble base 5-methoxycarbonylmethyl-2-thiouridinylation. The coding region runs from base 94 to 1743 and encodes 549 amino acids. Gene Ontology annotation, cellular component: cytoplasm; nucleus; elongator holoenzyme complex. Lineage: Eukaryota; Metazoa; Arthropoda; Insecta; Diptera; Culicidae. The record is from RefSeq and is a predicted model, not a curated record.
GCGGCUCCCUCUGAUUUUUUCGACUAAUAAUUUUCCGCAAAUUUCUUCAAAAAAAAAAAAUUGUACCUACUAGAUUCAUACAAUAUCUCCAUAAUGACGAAGAAAAAGCCCAUGGGAGCUGGCUUGAGCCGCGACGAGCGAAUGCUGAUCGUGGUUGGUGAAAUCAUCCAGGAACUGCUGAAAGCGCACCAUGAGGGAAAGGAUGUAAAUCUGAAUCGGCUCAAGACGCGCCUGGCAUCCAACUAUGGUCUGGACAGUGCUCCCCGGCUGGUGGACAUCAUUGCCGCCGUACCGCACGAGGCCAAACCGAUCCUCCUGCCGAAACUGAAGGCGAAACCCAUCCGAACCGCCAGUGGGAUUGCGGUCGUGGCGGUAAUGUGCAAGCCUCACCGAUGUCCUCACAUCAACAUGACCGGAAACAUUUGCGUCUACUGCCCGGGUGGACCGGAUAGUGAUUUUGAAUAUUCUACACAGAGCUACACCGGAUACGAGCCGACUUCCAUGAGAGCAAUUCGUGCCCGAUAUAAUCCCUUUUUGCAGACGCGCCAUCGAGUGGAACAGCUGAAGCAGCUCGGGCACUCGGUGGACAAGGUGGAAUUCAUCGUGAUGGGUGGAACGUUUAUGUGUUUGCCGGAGGAUUAUAGGGACUACUUUAUCCGAAAUUUGCAUGAUGCUCUGUCCGGGCAUACAAGCUCCAGUGUUGAGGAAGCUGUGCGUUACUCGGAGAAGUCUCACACGAAAUGUAUUGGAAUUACAAUCGAAACCCGGCCGGAUUAUUGUUUGAAGCGGCAUCUGUCGGAUUUACUGGCGUACGGAUGUACUCGGUUGGAGAUCGGAGUUCAGUCGGUGUACGAGGAUGUGGCUAGGGAUACCAAUCGAGGCCAUACGGUGAAAGCAACCUGCGAAAGUUUUCAGAUGUCGAAGGACGCGGGAUUCAAGGUGGUGUCUCAUAUGAUGCCGGAUUUACCGAACGUUGACAUCGAGAGGGACGUGGAGCAGUUUAUUGAGUUCUUUGAAAAUCCAGAUUUUCGCGCCGAUGGCUUGAAGAUCUAUCCAACGCUGGUGAUUCGUGGUACGGGAUUGUAUGAAUUGUGGAAAACGGGACGGUACAAGAGUUAUCCGCCUUCGAUGUUGGUCGAUUUGGUGGCGAAGAUCCUGGCGUUGGUACCUCCGUGGACUCGGGUCUAUCGUGUACAGCGUGAUAUUCCGAUGCCCUUAGUCAGUUCCGGCGUGGAACAUGGUAAUCUCCGAGAGUUGGCACUUGCCCGGAUGAAGGAUUUGGGCACGGAUUGUCGGGAUGUGCGAACCAGGGAGGUGGGAAUCCAGGAGAUUCACAACAAGGUUCGUCCUUACGAGAUCGAGCUUAUCCGGAGGGAUUACGUGGCGAAUGGCGGUUGGGAGACUUUCCUGUCGUACGAAGAUCCGAAGCAGGACAUAUUGGUGGGUUUGUUGAGAUUGCGCAAGUGCUCGCCGGAUACAUUCAGACCGGAGCUGGUGGACAAUUGUUCGAUAGUGAGAGAACUGCACGUCUACGGGUCGGUUGUGCCGGUGAACGCGAGGGAUCCGACCAAGUUCCAGCAUCAGGGUUUCGGAAUGUUGCUGAUGGAGGAAGCGGAAAGGAUUUCUCGGGAGGAGCACGGAAGCAGCAAGCUGGCGGUUAUUUCCGGGGUCGGAACGAGAAACUACUAUCGCAAGAUGGGAUACGAGCUGGAUGGGCCGUACAUGUCCAAGAUGUUGGUUUAAGGUAAGUUGAAGAAGUCUCUGAAUUGUUACAUGUGAAAUAUUAGUGAAGAGUACCCAA